UUCUUGUUAAAAAAGGUUCUUUACCAAAGAAGUAGUCUUGGUUAAUCCAAAUUACGUUGUGAUUUGUGCAUAAAUCCUUGCAUAUCAGCAUUGAAGUGCAUCAAGAUUUUGAAAAAGCUUUAAUAAGGGAAAAAGCUUAACCCCAUAUGAAUGACAAACGAUCAAAGAAGAGUAGGAAUUUGACAAUUGACGGAAAUACAUUUUGAGGUUAGAAAAAAAUUUAAAAGGCUUGCUUCAAGAUAAAACCAUAACGGCAAUAAUAAACGAAAAAAUAGUAUAAAAAAUAGCUUUUGUUGUCAGAAAUGAAGAGGAAUAUUGCAGAAAUAAUUUUGCUGCUUCGUAUUCGCCAUGGGCAGACCAACUGACUGCUAAUUUUCAGCAAUCUCCUACUUCUUCCAAUAAAAUACGGUUAUGUCCUUAUUCAUAUCCUUUGGCUGAAAAACUACUUUACUUAAUUUGAGACAACAUUGCGGCUGAAAAGUUGCACAGCAAUUUGUUUUUAACUCGCCUAGUUGGCCAUGACUUUUUCACACAAGCAGCGAGUGACGAAGGAACAAAAGUACAUUUUUUCUAAAGCGAAGAUGGUGCGCAGCAUUUUCUCACAACGUUAUAAUUACGCCAGAAUACGCGUUAACGAGGCGUUGGAUGAUGUCUUUCGGCGCAUACCAAUUUUUCCGAAAAUCGCGAAGCUGCCGAAGCUGAAGCGCACCUACUACAUUGCGACACCGAAGCCGAUGGCCGAGAAGAAGAACAAGUUAAAGCCGAAACACAAGAAAUUGCUGCCUUCCUCCGAAUGGUAUGACAGUGAUUUCAUACCGAUGACAACGCGCUAUGAACUCGAAAUAAUUUUGGAUACACCGCUUAUGGAACGCCAUUCGGGACACAACUCGAAAGGCACCUUCAGUCAUGUCUAUUGGAAGCCAGCCGAAGCGGAUGAAACGCAAACAAAUGCGCAGCUUACAGCAGCAGCCAACGCCAACGCCAGCAACGGUGAGUUGACGAGCAAAACUCAAGCUGACAAAUCGCUAUCGAUUGCGCAACCGUUGGCAGCAGCAACAAUAACAACCAGCAAUUCACUUUCAGCGACAAAUACUUCACCACAGUUUUCACAUGGUUACAGUCUAAAAAAGGAGCCCACCGAGCAAGCAGCACCGAAAUUGUCUGAUGCGCCUAAAAGUUUGGCGGCCACCAGAGAAUCGCACGAUUUCGAGUUUGCAGUGCCGGAGCUGAGCAAGCGUCGGCGCAAUAAGCAUCUGGAGAAGAGCUACGAAUGUGAACAGUGCCACAAGAAGUUCGAUCGUCCAUGGGUGCUGCAUGGUCACAUGCGUCUGCAUACCGGCGAGAAACCGUUCGUGUGCCCGGUGGAAUCGUGCCAGAAGCGCUUCGCCGAUCGUUCGAAUUUGCGCGCUCAUCAGCGCACCAAAGGCCAUCACAACUGGAGCUAUCAGUGUCCGCAGUGCACCAAGGCGUUCAGCCAAGAGAACUAUUUAAGUCGUCAUAGUCUGGAGGCAUGUCGUAAAUUUUUAGCCUCGCAUAGAAACGGUUGAGUUGCAACCAAGGUUGCAUUUUGCUUCUAUUAGAUAUAGUAUUA
Molecule: messenger RNA, 1591 nt
Organism: Bactrocera tryoni
Lineage: Eukaryota; Metazoa; Arthropoda; Insecta; Diptera; Tephritidae
Product: zinc finger protein SNAI1
Exons: 5
Coding region: 519-1547 (342 amino acids)
Biological process (GO): regulation of transcription by RNA polymerase II
Cellular component (GO): nucleus
Molecular function (GO): RNA polymerase II cis-regulatory region sequence-specific DNA binding; DNA-binding transcription activator activity, RNA polymerase II-specific
Source: RefSeq, a predicted model, not a curated record